CAGGCAGCCUUGACCCCCACCUGCCCUGGCUGCCCUGCUCCCGCCUCCUACUCCCCUCACGCCACCUCGGGAGGAGCCAUGGGGCGCUGGGCCUGGGUCCCCGGCCCCUGGCCCCUGCUCGGACUGACCCUGCUCCUGCUCCUGUUGCUGGCGCCUCUCGGGGCCCAACCGCAGGCCGGCGGGAACCACACGGAGCCCCCAGAACCUAAUGCCACAGUGACCCCUGGGGCCCUCACGAUCACUGUCACCUCGGUGACCCACAUGCCCCCAGCCGUGAGCGCUCCAGAGGCAGAGGGACCCCACGGCGGGGGACUCACCUCUGCACCCGGGGUGGCCCCCUCCAGCAGCAGCAGACCUGGGGGCUCAGCAGCGCUCACGGAGGACGGCCGGCCCUGCAGUUUCCCCUUCCGCUAUGGCGGCCGCAUGCUGCACUCCUGCACUUCGGAGGGAAGCGCCCACAGGAAGUGGUGUGCCACAACUCACAACUAUGACCGGGACAGGGCCUGGGGCUACUGUGUGCAGACCUCCACGCCCCAGCCGGGCCCAGCUGCCCCGGAUCCCUGCGCCUCCAGCCCCUGCCUCAAUGGGGGCUCGUGCACCAACACCCAGGACCCUGCGUCCUACCACUGCACCUGCCCUGUGGCCUUCACCGGCAAGGACUGCAGCCUGGAGAAAUGCUUUGACGAGACCCGCUACGAGUACAUGGAGGUGGGCGACCGCUGGGCCCGUGUGCACCAGGGCCAGGUAGAGCAGUGUGAAUGUGCGCGGGGCCGUGUCCAGUGCGAGGACACACGCCACACAGCUUGCCUGAGCAGCCCAUGCCUGAACGGGGGCACCUGCCACCUGAUCGUGGCCACCGGGACCACCAUAUGUGCCUGUCCCCCAGGCCAUGCUGGGCGGCUGUGCAACAUUGUGCCUGCACAGAGCUGCUUCAUGGGAAAUGGCACCGAGUACAGAGGUGUGGCCAGCACAGCGGCCUCAGGCCUCAGCUGCCUGGCCUGGAACUCCGACCUGCUAUACCAGGAGCUUCAUGUGGACUCGGUGGGCGCUGCGGCCCUGCUCGGCCUGGGUCCUCACGCCUACUGCCGGAACCCGGACAAGGACGAGAAGCCCUGGUGCUACGUGGUGAAGGACCACGCACUCUCCUGGGAGUACUGCCACCUGGUGGCUUGCGGUGCGCAGAGCUGGGAAUCCCGCACCAGAAGCGAGCGCCCACCCACCCAGGUCCUGCUCACCCUGCCUGGACCCGCCCCAGCUGGACGCCAGGCGUGCGGCAGGCGGCACAAGAAGAGGAGCUUCCUCCGGCCUCGCAUCAUCGGCGGCUCGUCCGCGCUGCCCGGCUCCCACCCCUGGCUGGCCGCCAUCUACAUCGGGAACAGCUUCUGUGCUGGCAGCCUUAUCCACACCUGCUGGGUGGUGUCUGCCGCCCACUGCUUCUCCAACAGCCCCUCCCUGCACAGCCCCCCCAGGGAAAGUGUGUCAGUGGUCCUGGGCCAGCACUUCUUCAACCACACGACGGACGUGACACAGGCGUUCGGCAUUGAGAAGUACAUCCCGUACCCCCUGUAUUCAGUGUUCAACCCCAGUGACCAUGACCUUGUCCUGAUCCGGCUGAAGAAGAAAGGAGACCGCUGUGCCCUCCGCUCCCAGUUCGUCCAGCCCAUCUGCCUGCCUGAGCCAAACAGCCCCUUCCCAUCCGGACACAAGUGCCAGAUUGCGGGCUGGGGCCACCAGGACGAGAACAUGAGUGGCUACUCCAGCUCCCUGCGGGAGGCGCUGGUGCCCCUGGUGGCUGACCACAAGUGUAGCAGCCCUGAGGUGUACGGGGCCGACAUCAGCCCCAACAUGCUGUGUGCUGGCUACUUCGACUGCAAGUCCGAUGCCUGCCAGGGGGACUCAGGCGGGCCUCUGGCCUGCGAGAAGAACGGCGUGGCCUACCUGUACGGCAUCAUCAGCUGGGGCGACGGCUGCGGGCGGCUCAACAAGCCCGGCGUCUACACCCGCGUGGCCAACUAUGUGAACUGGAUCAAUGACCGGAUUCGGCCCCCAAAGCGGCCUGUGCCUCCCUCCUGAGACCAUCCUGGGGCACGCUGCCUCCCAGCCAUUCCCUGCCUGCUAGCAAUAAAGAUGUUCCCAGGAACGCGGCCCACCCUGCCUGUCCUGCUGCCCCCAGCCCAGCCUUCCCUCCCAGGCCACAACCCGGGCCGCGUACCCGCUGA
Molecule: messenger RNA, 2219 nt
Organism: Hipposideros armiger (great roundleaf bat)
Lineage: Eukaryota; Metazoa; Chordata; Mammalia; Chiroptera; Hipposideridae
Gene: HGFAC
Product: HGF activator
Exons: 14
Coding region: 79-2073 (664 amino acids)
Biological process (GO): zymogen activation; blood coagulation
Cellular component (GO): extracellular region; rough endoplasmic reticulum
Molecular function (GO): calcium ion binding; serine-type endopeptidase activity
Source: RefSeq, a predicted model, not a curated record